Messenger RNA from Trichobilharzia regenti, 11079 nucleotides. NCBI's taxonomy places the organism in Eukaryota, Metazoa, Platyhelminthes, Trematoda, Strigeidida, Schistosomatidae. The record is from the annotation of a GenBank genome assembly.
AUGUUAAUUCUGGUUGAAGUACUAUUCUGUUUACUUGUAUUUCAUUUGAAUUUUAAUCAAAUUAAUGGCCAAUGUGUAUCUCCAGUUUUUAUCAAUGGUAUACGCUAUACAUCUUGCUUAAAUGGUACACCCUGUUCAACUUCUCAUAUUUAUACUGGAAAUUUGCUACCUUGUGAAGAGAAGCCACUGAUUCCAUUCAAGAAGAAAUUACUAGUUAGAAUGAAACGUAUUCAUUUAGUUAUUUGUGAUUUGGAGACAAAUAAUUCAAUGCUGGCUAAAACAAUUAAACCGUAUUUGCGAGUUAAAUCAGAAUUAUGGUUACGUCAACUGCAUCCAGGUAUUGCUGAAGUUUUUAAUCCACCUAAUCAAAAUCCAUAUUACGUGGAAUGUUUUUACAUUAACAACAAAUCAAUCAAUUAUCAGAUCCCAAUUUAUUCAGUAUCAAAACGAAAUGAAAUCAUUAUUGAGUUUGAUACUAAUGAGAUUCUCUAUCCAGGUGAUUCUGUAAAGUGUCAGUACAAGUUAACGUCGAAUGGUCAGUAUGUAGCGUCAGAUGAUUCUAGCAAAUUAAUUAUCCUUGAGUCAAGCAUCUUCCCAGUAUAUCAAGCAUUCAAUAGACUUACAGAUUCAUUAUAUGCUGUAAAAGAAUUUCCUAUCGGUGGACGUUGGAAUGCAUAUUGUCAGUUGGGGAAAUGGAGAAGUGAAACAAAAAGUAUAAUUGUUAAAGGUUAUCCUCAACAACCUGAAUUUAUACCAAUUGAAAAUGAACCAAAAUUAUACAAAUGUUAUACACCCAAUGAAGACUAUUUAAUAAAUAAAACAAUUACUAUUGAAUUAAUUAAAGGGGAAGAGGAAAUCUUCUACAUUUCUGGGGCAUUAUUACAACUUAAUAUCGACAAUGAUAUACAAGGGGAAUUUAUCUAUCAGUGUACAAUUAGUACAGGAUUAUUUCAAACAACUAAAUACUGGAGAAUUGAUUAUUCUUAUUCUGAUUUAAUGAACACAUUGACCAUUGAACCAAAUUAUGAUAUCAUUCCAUUGGGUAGUUCAAAUGUCAAUUUUCAAUGUUCCAAUAGUAACAAUAUUAAUAAUAAUAGUAUUAAUAGUAACACUUCUACCAGCAUUCAAAACAAUCUUCAUUUAACGAUUAAUAUUUAUAAAUUACCAUUCUUAUAUAAUCCAACAGUUUUAAGUGAGAAGGAGUUGACCGUCGAGAGAAUUCAUUCAAAUCAGAUCAAAAUCAGCUUUUUCAGUAUUGGUCAGUAUGCUUUAUUAUGCACUGUGAAUAAGACAGAAUCAUUAUUAUACGCCUAUAGAAUGAUAAAAGUUGAAGAUUUAUACAGCAUUGAGGUAAACGAGAAAAAUUUAUUCUAUGCUAAAAAUAUGCAAUCAGCUGUAAUUCACUGUCAGUCUAGAAAUUUUAGUACACAUGGCGUGGACAUCAAAAUGAGCUAUAUGGAUGGUGAAGCAUAUCAAUUUACUAUGAAAAGCAAUUCUGCUGUUGGUGUUUGGCCAUUGAAUAAAAUUACACGAAUGCAAUGUUCAAUGACAAUCCAGUCUACAUUUCAUAUUUCUAAAAUAAUCUAUGGAAUUAUUGUUAAUGACAUUAAAUUAUCAAUUACACCAAAUGAAACUGAAUAUUACUUUGAAGUGAAUCAAUUAUGGAAGAUUGGUUGUCUAUUCAAUCCGAAAGAUGUUCACCAAGUUGUAGAUUAUACGCCUAUCUGGGAGAUCACAUCACAAGACAAGGAUCAAUCUCUUUCAUACAUUGUACAUAAUAAUUGGUUGAUUUCAAUGAGGGACAAUCAUAAUGCUACUAAUAAUACUAAUAAUAGUAUCACAAAACUAUCUGUGGGUAAAUAUACAGCAAAAUGUUUUGUAUUGAAUCAUGCAGAGAUUGCGCCAAAAUAUGUGAAUAUAACUGUUCUACCUAUGACAGAAUUAAAGAUUACGCCGAGUCGUAUGAUUGUUUGGUCAAAUGAAAUGAUGACUACAGUUUAUACAUGUACAGCUAGUCUAAAUAAUCAUCUACAUAAUUACAGUAGUAAUACUACUACUACUAAUACCCGGCUAAUUACGAAAACUACUCAGACAUGGAUGAAAUAUAUCAGUGGAACAAAACAAUUUCAACCAAUUCGAGGAAAGCUCAAAGGAAUAAAAGUCAAUACUUCAAAUCCUUGUACAAUUGGUUUAUACUGUUGCAUGCUGAAAACAUUAUCCGGUGUAAUAAAAAAGUGCUUUGUCAUCAAAACUAUUGCUUUUCCUGGAUUUAAAAUAUCUAAUAAAUUCACUUAUGGAUCAAUACACAACUAUAAUCAAUCAAUGAAAGUGGAAGUAUUACCCAUUUCAGUAUUUCAUCAAUAUCAAAUCAAAUGUACUUUUGUAAUAGGAAAGCGAAGAUUAUUUGCUCUGUAUAAUAGUAAUCAACUGAUUCAUAGAUAUAAAAGAGAAAAUGAUGAAUGUUCACAAUAUGUAUGUAUAUUUUUAUCGAAUGAUAUGUCUUUUGUCUCCGAUGCUGAACAGAUAUGUUCGUUUACAGGAGAUGAUCUUCUCGAAUUUGUUUAUGAAGAAAAUUCUCCGCAUAACAAUCGACUCUAUAAGCAUUGGAGUGGUUUAGUAAAAUGUCAAAUGAGAAAUGAAACACUUCGAAAUCUGAUACCUAUUGAUGACUAUCACAUAGAAUAUAUAUCUGGUAUUAAAUAUCCUAUCAUCAAAGAUACAAUUUAUAUAUACUCUGCUUUGACUAAAGAAUCUGAUAAUCUCUGGUUUUUUAAGUAUAUAUGUACACUGUCUGAUAGACACUCGAAGAUAAUUGUUGUGACUGAGAGAAGUCUUGUUGAUGAUCCAUAUUUAAUAUUACAUCCAAAUAUUAGAUAUAUAACGUAUAAUUUAUUUCCAAAGUGUAUUGAUAAUUAUGGCAAUUCUAUGGAAUUAUUACCAGAUCCUACAGAUUUACGUUCUCCAAUAUUUACAUGUGAUCACAAGCAUAAUUGUACAAUUUUCGGAAAACAUUUAGAUCAAUCUAAAUUCUUUUGUAAACAUACGCAAAGUGAUUUGAUGUUAAAUGUUGAGUUAACAUUGCUGACAAAUAUUACCCCGAUAUUUACUCCUCAAUACAAUGUUAUCUAUAAAGGAGAUCAACCCAUACUAAGGUGCAUUGCACCAGCUAUUGAAACAUUUACAAAUUAUACUUUUAUUAUUGAAUUAAAUAACUUCACUAUCUAUCCAAUCUAUUAUAAACAUCAUUAUGGUCUACGUAAUGAAGCACAUGUUCAUUUGCAUCGGCUGAAUAUACGAAGGCAAGAGAUUUGGAUAUUCACUUGUCGAUUGCUAGAUAAUACAACAAAUAUACAAAUAGGAUAUGCUCAGUUUAAAUCUAUUGUAUCGGUUCAUCCAAUGGUAUUACAACUCAAAGGUGAUACAAAAAUCACCUAUUUGACAACACCUACAAAGAUCACUUGUUCAUUGAAUGGAAGUAAUUCUUUUACUCCUCUAUUAUACUGGGAUAUCUUACAUGGUCCAAUGAAAUGUAUUCAUACUACUGGUAGACACUUAAAAAUCAUACCACAGAAUAAAUGUUAUGGUGUUAUACUCGCUAGAUGUUAUGCAUUCUAUGAAAAUAUAUUAAUAUCUUAUAUAGAAUAUAAAAAUAUUCUAUUACCUAUACAUCCCCGGAUAUCUUUGUCUGUUGAACCUAUGAGACGAUUUUUAUUCACUGGAGAAUCUAUCACUUUGAACGUGAUUUUACAACCACGUGAUCAACUAUCUGAUGAUUUAAUUUAUGCUAUCAUGAGUCAUGCUAAUAUUACUAUAUUACAUAAUGGUAAUAUGGUUUAUCAACAGAUAUACAUGGACGGUAAGAAUAGCAACACAGAGAAUAAUAGUAGUAUGACUACUGAAAUAAGUAGUAUAAAGCUAACUAUACCUUCAUCAGCCAGCAGAAAUCAAAUGGAUAAAAGUAUACAGAAAAUUGUUCUACACUUGGAAUUGUUUGAAUCUUCAUAUGUUGCAUCAACAGAGCAUGAAAUACGAAUUAUAGAUCGUCCAAAAAUGUUAUUUCCUACCAGUGGACAGUGUUCAAUCGGAAAACAAUUUUCACCAAAUACUUGGUCUACAGUGAGUUUAAUCGAUGGAUAUGAUGUCUCUGACAUUUUUUCUGAACAAAUUACAUGGCCAUAUAGUAUGGAACGCAGUAAAGGAACAUAUCAGUGUGUUCAUCAUUUCAAAGAAACUAAACUUCAUGCUAAGUUUAGUCGACAAAAUUCCGACGCUCCUCAUAUCAAGCUUAGCAUAAUACCUAAUAUACGAAGGAUAGAUACAAUUCAAUUACCAAAACUUCAGUGUAUCCUAGAUAACUGGAUGUAUUCAACAGUGAACAACAAUUACAGCAUUUAUUUUAUUCGUAUUAAAGAUACGCACAAAUUAUUCAAUAUUCAAGGGAAUCAAUUAAUUCCAAAGAAUUUGUCUACUAAUACAGAUACAAUAUUGUAUGAGUGUAUCCUUGAAAUCAAUGAGCAGGUGUACAGAGAAUCAUUAAAUCUUAUUUAUGAGUCUCCUCUUGAAAUACGACCAAAAGUCUACAUGGUACAACUUGAAACCAAUACAUCAGUCAUUUAUCAUUUAUAUGUUAGGAAUAAUGAAACAGUAAAACCUGUUAAUUGGUCAUAUACAAUCCUACAAGUAACACCUGAUCUUGACGUGUACAUUAAUCAAAUUGGUUUUGAUGGCCAACUAAUGAUUACACCAUUAUUUAGACAAUAUCGUAAACCAGGCAGAUUAAUGCUACAAGUAUGGAUCAAAAGUGCUUACAAGGAGGGAUUUAUUGAAACUGUACAAAAUGUACACUUUCGUGUAUUAGAGAAAAUAGCUUCAAUUUUGUCAGACAGAUUUAUGAAGAAUAAGAAGAGAAAGAAGGUGAAAACACCAUACACUGACAAUAUGCUAACAACAACCUUUGAUACCAUUGGAACAUUGAAUGGGAAUGAUGGUGAAGAUAUUGAAGUAUUUGCUGGCUCGGAUAAAACUUUCCGUUGUGGUUAUCUACCACCAUCAGAUUUUCCAGGUGUAUGGAGUGCUAAAAUUCUUAGUGGUCGAAGAGAUCUUGUAAAAUUUGAAACAAAUAAACAAGGCAAAAGAACAGAAGUAUUUAUUAAACCUCCAACAAAAUAUCCGGUUUAUAUAACUGGUGGAAAAAUUAUCAUUGAAUGUACUUUUACUGAUCCUGUUAGUGGUCAAAAAAUUUUUUCAUUCAAUAAAACUUUUUCUAUCUUAGAUAAUGCAAUUGGGACAUUGAAUGGACUUGAUGAUAAAGAAAUUAUCAUAUCAGUUGGUUCAAAUGAGACAUUCAGUUGUGGUAUGUUACCAUAUCAAAGUGAAGAUGCUAUAAAAGGCUAUUGGACAGCACGUAUAGUUGAUGGUGACAUUGAAGAUUUCAUAUAUUUGGAGAAAGUUUCAAAGCAUAUGCUAAUAAAGCCACCAGUUCGACAACCAUUCUAUAUGUUUAAUGGAUAUGCUAAGAUUGAAUGUAUUUAUAGGUAUACAAGUAAUAAACAGAUAGUUUUUGAAUUUAAUAAAACUAUAACAAUUACAGGUAGCAUUAAAGGUACCCUGAAUGGUAUUGAUGAUAAGGAUGUGAAAUUAAUCAUUGGUACAAAUAAAACGCUGAGAUGUGGUCUACUACCGGCUAGUUUUGAAUCACGUCUGGUAGCUAAAUGGACAGGAAAAAUUAUCAGUGGAUCAAAAGAUUUAGUUGCAGUCAAUAUACAGAAAAAUGGACAAACUUAUAUUCAACCGCUAGCUAAGCACGGAGUCUAUUUAAAAGAAGGCGAAUUUAUAUUUCAAUGCAUCCUACAACAUGCUAGAAAGAAGAAUUAUAACAUUUAUGAGUUUAAUCGGACUGUAACUAUUACAAGUUGUGAUUAUAAGGGAACAUUGAAUGGCAUAGAUGAUUCAUCACAUAUUCUUCUUCCUUUGGGAUCAAAUACACGAUUAAAUUGUUCUCUACUACCUGGAAGUGUUGAUACCCAAGUAAACGGUUACUGGAAUGGUUCUAUAACCGAUCGGUCGAAUAAAAUUCUUUCUUUAAGUCGUCAAAAUGGACAAGUAUUCAUUAAUCCACCAAAUGGUAGUAAAGUUUAUGAUAAUCAAGGCCAUGUUCGAUUAACUUGUUCCUUUAUAGCUAAAUCAAAUAAUUAUGUAAUUUUUAAAAUGAUUACUGAUAUCAGUGUAUCAUCUUGUAAUAUACGUGGAACAUUGAAUGGUAUUGAUGAUUCAAAUUUAGUUAUUCGAUAUGGUUCAAGUAGAACAUAUAAAUGUGGUAUACUACCAAAUAUUGAAGAGAAAUUCAAUGGUUAUUGGAUAGCUGAAAUAAUCAGUGGGUCAAAUGAUACUAUAUCCAUAGUGAGAGAAAAUAAUCAAACUUAUAUAAAACCACCAUUAUUCAGUAAUGCAUACACUGUUACAGGGACAAUACAACUGGAAUGUUCAUUGAGGAGUACAAGUCGUAAUCACAGCAUCUACAGUUUUAGAAAGUUUUUAACAGUUUAUAAAAUGCAUUAUGAAAAGUUGGAUAUAGAAUAUACAAAUGAAAUGACUGCCUACAUUGGUUCUAGUACAAAAUUUAAAUGUUAUUAUAAAUUAGACAAUUUUCUUAAAACUUAUUAUAAUGGCUAUUGGAUAGCUAAAAUAGUCGAUGGAGAUAAAGAUAUUAUCUCAGUGGUUGAGGAAGACAUUGAGGCGAAUGGGAAUACUGAUCGCCUGCAUAAUGAUCAGAUUAUUCAACCACCAUCUGGAAGUCGUAUAUAUACAAAAUCUGGUAAAGUGUUUAUCGAUUGUAAAUUUAUCGAUGCUAUUGAUAAUGGGAGAGUUGUUUUAUCCAGUGUUAAGACUAUCAGUAUUUUAAAAACUCAACUGAAAGGCACACUAAACGGUAUAGACAACAAAGAUGUGACUGUAAAGUUAGGCACAAGUAAAACAUUUCAAUGUGGUAUUUUAAUGAAUGAUCAAAAUAUUCAAGGUUAUUGGACAGGUUCUUUAGUGCAUGGACAAAUCGAUGCAGUAUCAUUAAUUCAUGAUAAUAAUAAUAAUAAUGAUAAGGUGAAAAUUAAACCAAGAAAAUGUAGUUCAGUCUAUGAUAUUAAAGGUAGUGUUGACGUGAAGUGUACAUUUGUGAAUAUGAAACAUGAUAUACAAUUUAUGUUUACAAAAACUAUACAUAUUGUUGAUGCUGGUUAUACUGGUUCGUUGAACGGUCUUACCGACUCUGAUGUUACUGUACCAGUCGGUUCCAGUGAUAUAAUUAAAUGUGGUAUAUUACCAAAUACUAAUACUAAUGAAUUCUUAACUAUUGGUUAUUGGUAUGCACGUGUUGUGAAUGCUUUAAUUCAACCAACAAAUAAUAGUGAUGUGUUUUAUGUUGAAGGUGUAGUAGAAAUUGAAUGUAUUCUUAAACGAUAUGAUAAUAAUCAGGUGAUAUUUGCUUUUAAUAAAACUUUCGAGGUGAAUGGCUGCAAUAUUACAGGUACACUGAAUGGCAUAGACAGUUAUACAGAUGUUUAUAUAUUCUGGUUAUCCAAGAACACUUUACAAUGCGGUUUCCUACCAACACAUCUUAAUACUCAACUAAAAGGUAAAUGGAAAGCAAAAAUAACCAAAGGUAAUAAAAACAUCUUAUCAAUUGAUUCAAAGACAAAAAUUUCUCCAAUCAUUGAUGCUGUCAUCGAAACAAAAAAAGAUGGAAAAUCCAGUGUUGAAGUGGAAUGUAGCUUUACUUACAAUAAUCGAUUGAUGUAUACAUUCAAGAAAAUGAUACAUGUAACAUAUGGUGAUUACGGUUCAUUAGAUGAUAAAACUACCGGUGACGUAGAUGUCCUUUACCUGUCCAAAGAUAAAAUUAAAUGCGGUUAUUUAUAUCCAGGCAUAGCCAAGCAGGCGAAUGCUUAUUGGUAUGGUAGAGCUAUUGACGGUAUAACAUCUGUAGUCAAAGUAACAAGAAAUGAAAACGAAACAUACUUUCUUCCACCACAUUCAAACGGCUUUUAUUAUUUAGGAUCGGUACGAGUUCAGUGUUAUUUAAUUCAGCGAAAACCUUGGAAAACACUAUUAAUCUAUUAUAGAUUCAUAAAUGUUAUACUUAAAGACAAUCCAGUUCUAUUGAAUGUAUACAAUAAAGAGGAUACGUAUUUUUAUACUGGUUCAUCUACACGAGGUAGUUGUGAUUUUCUUCCAGCUGAUGAAUUAUACACCGAUGAUACCUAUUGGAAGGUGGAUAUAAUCAACGGAGAUAGUGAUAUAAUUGCUAUUGAUGAUAAUAAUUAUACUAAACCCCGAUUUAGACCACCAUUUGAUAAAGCAGUUUAUGAGAAUGUGGGUCAUGUUGAAGUUCAGUGUACACUAUACAAUAAAACAAAUAAUACUUUGGUUCAUUCUGCUAUAAAAAAUAUUUAUAUUAUAGCUACCCAUAGAAAAGGUACACUGAAUGGUAUUGAUGAAUCAAACAUCACUGUAGAAGUCAACUCAAAUAAAAUAUUUGAAUGUGGAAUUCUACCUAAAGAGGAUAAUAAUUCAACACUACAACAAUAUUGGCGUGGUAGAAUAGUCACCAGCACUACUAAAGAUAUUGUACACUUAGAUAUGAGUACAGGGAAAGUGAUUAUUAGACCGCCAAAACAACAAGAUACCUACAGGAAAACAGGUCAAGUUGUGAUUGAAUGCCUUAUGAAGUAUACAUUAAAUGAAAUUGAAUUUGGAUUCAACAAAACAUUCAGUGUUAUCGAUAUGAAUAUAAAAGGAACUCUUAAUGGUAUUGAUGAAUUCAAUGUUACAACUUCAAUCGGUUCACACGAUACAUUUAAAUGUGGUGCUUUACCAACAAAUGCUGACCGUAAUUAUGAUGCUUAUUGGAUAGCAAAGGUGGUUGACGUUAAUAUUCAACCAAAAUAUGCUAGUUAUGGUUAUCAUGAAGCUGGUCACGUGACAAUUGAAUGCACAUUGAUAGAAAGAAGUAGCCAAAGAGUAAUUCUUUCAUUUACUAGAACUUUAGAGAUCAUUGCCUGUGGUAUGGAUGGAACACUCAAUGGAGUGAAUACACUAGAUCUGUAUUGGUCUGUUGGUACAAAUAAAACAGCAGAAUGUGGAUUAUUACCUAAUCGGUUAGUGAAACAGUUAAAUGGUUAUUGGGAGGUAGAAAUACUAACAGGUUUAAAUGAUUUAAUCAGUUUAAGCACUCACGAAAAUAGAACAAUUAUAACACCACCAAAAGAUCAUCAAGUAUAUUAUAACACUGGCAGAAUUGAAGUCAGAUGUAUCCUAAGGAAUUUUGAGGAUAAACGUAUAAUCUUUGAGUUUACAAAGAAGGUGACAAUAACUGGUGAUGAUACACCAAUUUUUAUGAAUAUGAAUGAAAAUGAAAGUUUUACUGUAUUUCUUAAUUCAAAAAGACCAAUAAUGUGUGGUGGAUUAAGUUUUGAAGAAUUAAAUGAGCUGAAAAUAUUUUGGGCAGUUAAUAUUACUGGUGGUAAACGUGAUAUCAUUGCGGUAAAUUUAACUCAUGAUAAUAAUCAAAUUAUUAUUCCACCAAAACGUGGUAAAGGAAGCUUUUCACUACCAGGUCAAAUACGUGUAUUAUGCAUUCUGCGAAAUUCACCUGAUGGAGAGUAUUUACAUUCACAUACAAAAAUUAUUAAUAUUACUGAAUAUAAUACAAAUGUAGAAAGUAUCUUCGUUUAUGAUGUCCAACAGUCAAAUAUAUCCGUACCGAUUGGAUCAAAUGAAGAGAUUCCAUGUGAUAGUUCUUUACGUUCAUCGGCUUCCACACCUCCUUCUUCAUUAUCAUCGUCAUUAGAGUUAUGUAGUCAACAUCGUGGUCGUCAAUUAAAACGACCCCUUGGUUAUCAAUGUUAUUAUUGGCGGGGGAAAAUAAUAAAUAAUUCAUCAAAUAUAGAAAAUAUUUUAUCAUUAGAUUUAUCUAAUGAUCGUGUAAUUAUUAAACCACCAAAAUGUUCACCAUUUUAUACAAUGAAAGGUUAUGCAACAAUUGAAUGUACUUUAAUCAAUCAAUUACAUGAAAUAAAAAUGAAAUUUAUAAAAACAGUACGUAUAACUGAUCCUAUCUUAAUUGGUACAUUGAAUGGUAUUAAUGAGUCAAAUAUAACUGUACUACUGAAUACAUCUAAAACAUAUCAAUGUGGUUUCUUGCCAAUUAAUUAUAUGAAAUCAGGAAUAUAUAAUGGCCAGUGGAAUGCUAAACUUUUAGACGGUGGAACACCUAAUCUAGUCUCUAUAACAAAAUGUCAUAAUCAACUAGAGAUUACACCACCGAGUGGAUUAUCAACUUAUUCAACUAUUGGUCAAGUACUGAUCGAAUGUAGUUUUACACUGAAUCAUAGUGAGAGUAAUCAGACUAUAUUUUCAUUUGUAAAGUCAUUCAGUGUAAUAACCCAUGAUAAGGCGGGAACAUUAAAUGGAUACGACAGUUCAAAUAUAAUUGUCUCAAUAGAUUCAAGUGAUAAAUUCCAAUGUGGUUUACUUUAUGGCAUUGAUGCAUGGCUUAAAGGUUAUUGGAAGGCGAAUAUCAUCAAUGGAUUAAAGAAUAUAGUUUCACUGAAUGUAAUAAAUGGUCAAGUAUUGAUUGAACCUCCACAUGGAAGUAAAUAUUACAAUGCAUACGGGGAAGUUACAAUUGAAUGCAUUUUUAUCAAUCAAGAUAAUGAUAAUAAAAUGUUCAGUUUUAUUAAAAACUUGACAAUUGAAAAUUAUGGGAUAGAAUUUUUCCCAAAGAAUCAAAUUAUAUACAUUGGGGAUAAAGAUGAGAUUACUUGUGCCAUAGUAACAAAACAAGGCUCUAUAAUCUAUGAAGAAGGAUCACUACAUGUGCAGUUAUUAUCUGGAGAUGAUUCACUCAUUGAAAUAGACAAUACUGAUAUACAUCCAGUAAUCAAACCACGGAAGAAAGUCCCUUCAGUCUAUGAUAAGUCAGGUGAAUUCCGCAUCCAGUGUAUCUUUACAAAUUAUAAAGGAUAUACACUGAGAAAGCAGCUGCGUGUUCAAAUCUCUGAAGCUGAACAUAAUAGCGAGGAAUAA